This is a messenger RNA of Drosophila virilis, 2064 nucleotides long. RefSeq names its product Proctolin (gene Proc). The record is from RefSeq and is a predicted model, not a curated record. Lineage: Eukaryota; Metazoa; Arthropoda; Insecta; Diptera; Drosophilidae.
CACAUCGUGGACGAGUGUGAGCAAAAAAUAAUAUAUAUACUUAUAUAUAAAAAAAAAAAAAUAUUAGAUAAUAAAAACGCACAGGCUCGUGACGCAAAGCUAAUCCCAACUACAACAGCGCAAAUCCUGUGCACAACUAAAAUAACAACAACAGCAAUUCACCUGCAGGCGCACCUGUGUCGACAACAACAACAACAACAAAAACCAGAACGCCCACAUAAUGACCAUGACUGCCGACAGGAAUCAGGCUCAGGUUCAGGCUCAGGCUCAGGCUGAGGCUCCGGCUUUGGCAACGGCUCCCACUUUGGCCCGGUCACACAGGUUGCAAUUGUCGCUGCCGCUGCCGCUGCUGCUGGCGCUGAUGAUGCUGCUGCUCCUGCUGGUGCCGCCGCAGCCGUGCGAGAGCCGAUACCUGCCGACAAGGUCGCACGGCGACGAAUUGGACAAGCUGCGCGAGCUGAUGCUCCAGAUUUUGGAGUUGAGCAAUGAGGAUCCACAGCAACAACAACAACAGUCACACCAAAUGCGUCUGCACAAUGAGGCCAACAAUCCGCUGACCGCUCAGCGUGCCAGCGGCAGCUCGAAUGCCGCCUGGCUCCAGAAGCUGGGCGCCAUGGGCGCACUUGACACCGAGGGCGGCUAUGGGCGCUACUAAGACCCAAAUCGCCAACAAUUAAACCAUACGCGACGACCCCGAUUAAAACUUACAAACAAAAAAUAAAUACAAAAAUCGAGAAAAAAAAUUCCAGGAAUGCAAAAAAACCAUUUGAAAUGCCAAAUUUUUUUAACGAAAACGAUCUGGUUCCAAUUUGAAUAGAAAUUUACGUAAGCCAGCCAAUUAAGAGCGAACUAGUUCCAAAAGAAGAAGUUUAGUAAGUUGAAAGCGAACUGGUUUCAAAAAGUAAUUUUUAAAUUAAAAAAAUCAAAACUGAACUGGUUUUAAAUUAAAGAUAUUUUUAAAAGCUACCAUUGUAAACAAUAGCUCACACAUAUUUUAAGCGAGCAAUUUUACGAACUAGCUCAAAAUUGAAACAAUUUUUAAGUUAAGCCAAUUGCAAAGUUAGUUAUUUCAGUUAGUUAUCAAUUAAAAGCCAAAUGGUUCCAAAUUAAAGCUUUUUCUUGAACCAAUUUCAAAGUUCAUUUUAAUCAUGCACAUUAAAAGCGAACCAGUUCAAAAUUGAAACUAAAUAAAUUAAACCAAAUUUUAAAAAGAAUUCAAUUAAAUUAAAAGAACUUCUUCCACGUUAAAGGUACUUUCAUUAAAAGCUACUUUCGUGAAAAAUAAUUCCACCCUAUUUAAAGCUGAGUUCAUUUUACUCUGUUUUUAAAAGCGAACUACUUCAAAGUUAAAGCUAAUUUUAAAGAUAUUUUAAAUCAAUUAAAAGCAAACUGGUUCCGAAUUGAGAUCAAUUUUAAAAAGUUACCUACGUAAUAAACAGCUCGAACCAGAAACAGAGUUCUUUUUACAAUCAGCCGGUUUAAAAUUAAAAUAAAUUCUGCAAAAAGCAAAUCAAGUAAAUUCCUAAGGGAAAUGUAUUAAACGAAAGUUGAUCUAACUUUUGGCUCUGUUCUUAUAGGCAUUUCAGAUUGUUUUGACAUUCCGGAACGAAAGAAAAUGACAAAAACUCAACGGUUUUAGAGCGCAAGCAAACUGAACUCAAAAGAACUCCUAACAGUUCCUAUUAAAAGAACAAUAAUUUUUAAAAUUUUACGAUUAAUCAAAAAGAAAAAAUCAAAAAAAAAUAUAUAUAUAUAUAUAUGAUAUAUGUAUACACUAUAUACUGUACAAGUGUGAGUUGCUGAGUAAUUAAAAUUAUUUAUAAAAUGAUAUAUAUAGAUAUAUUCCUGUAUACAUGUUCUUUCAACUUUGUAUUGUGGUUGCCAGAUUCUGUUGCAUGUUAACCGAGGCGAAGUAGAGUCAAUUGUAAAUAUGUAAUCCCCGUCCCUGAAAGCAUAAAACUGGUGUGUUUUUAAUGGGCCCCAAGGCUGGGCAAAUAAAUAUAAAUUAUGAGCAUAUUACUACCCAACUACCACAAAUUAAAAUGCCGACGCUUCCAUAACGCA